Aspergillus alliaceus is the source of this 1974-nucleotide messenger RNA. Its product is annotated as glycoside hydrolase family 75 protein. The transcript has 6 exons. Lineage: Eukaryota; Fungi; Ascomycota; Eurotiomycetes; Eurotiales; Aspergillaceae. Bases 566 to 1588 code for a protein of 340 amino acids. The record is from RefSeq and is a predicted model, not a curated record. Gene Ontology annotation, molecular function: chitosanase activity.
CAAGCUAUUACAUGGGCCAUCUCGCAGAAUUUAUCAGUCAGCACCUAUUCAAGUUGGAAAGUGUAUCCGGAUGAUCUGGACAAGUACUAGUCGAGCGAACCAUUUUCGGGCAGGCCGUUCCCUUAGUGUGGAGUCUGUUCUGUGGAAACCCGCCGACAGAUUACUGGUAUAUAGUGUAGUUCUCCAUUCUCCCUAUUGGGAAGCUCAAGUCAAACGAAUUCGUAUGAUCCGCCAACAGACUAGUGGUGCACAUGCCUCAUUCUGAGAGCGUAACAGGACAACGGAGUGAAACCUAUUGCUAAACAACUUGUGGCGCCAAGGAUACUACCCUCGAAUAUCACUAGUAGGAGGUUUCGCGAAGCAACCGUCUCCGCAGACUGUGGUAUCCGCCCAACACCCAAGAGAAAUCGCUGAGAGGUUUGACAAAGAGCCCCUGUGAGCCUUAAGCAGUCCCCGAAACGUAAUUUCUGACUAUAAAAGCAGGAGGCUGCCCGCCCCAGAGGCUGUCCCUGCAUCUAUAACCAUAGCAUCACUCACUUUCUUGUGAAGUUAGAACACAGCCAAAAUGCCUCUCAAGAACUUCGCUAGUCAGCUUGCCCUGUCCCUGGCACUCUUCGGUACGGCCAUGGGCCAGAAGGUCGAAGGCCCCGAAUACAACAAGCCCAACGGAGGUCCUCCUGGUAAAUUCUUUGCGGCUUCAAGCUCUUUGCCUGUUGCCGCUCUGCAGGCUGCCGCUGCUAAGGCCAGUGUUGUACCGAGUCACGCUACAUACCCCAUCGGCGAGGACUCUUCUAUCAAGUCCACUAUUCAUACCGACUGGGCGAAGUUCAGUGAGGGCGCUGCCAUCUCGUGGGUGGCGGACAUGGAUGUUGACUGUGAUGGAAUUAACCAUGGCUGCAAGGGUAAUCCCGAUGGUCAAGAGAAGACCAACUGGGGUGCGCUCUCCGCAUAUGAAGUGCCUUUCAUCGUGAUCCCGGAUGAAUAUCUUAUGGCCAAUAAAGCCACUAUCAAGGGAAACAGCAUCGCUGCUGUUAUCUGUAAUGGUAAGAUGUACUACGGUAUCCUCGGUGACUCGAAUGGAGAUGAGCCCCAGGUCACUGGUGAAGCCUCUUGGAUCUUGGCCAGGACCUGCUUCCCUGAAGAGAACCUGGACGGCAACAGGGGCCACACUGCCGCUGAUGUCACCUACAUCCUCUUCACCGGUGAGAGCGCCGUUCUCCCCAAGAGCGCCCUGAACAAGAACUACAUCACCAACUUCGAUACCCUGCGCUCCAUGGGCGACAAGCUCGUUGGUGCUCUUUCCUCCAACCUCAAACUCGGCGGCGAUGGAAAUCCUCCCACUACCCUAACCACAACUAGCGUCCCCCAGCCAACAGGUGAUUCCUGCGACUGGCCUGGACACUGCGCCGGUGCCAGCUGCUCCACUCACGAUGACUGCUCCGAUCCGUUCGCCUGUGUGAAUGGCAAAUGUGCCGUGGACCCUGGGUCUGUGCCUUGUGAAUGGGAGGGCCACUGUGCUGGGGCUCAAUGUAGUUCCCACGAUGACUGCUCUGACCCCUUUUCUUGCCAGAAUGGAGUCUGUGCUUGAAUAGCGAUGGUGUUCAGUCAAUCGGUAUACAUGAACAGAGAGUAUACUUUGAUAUAAGGGAGGAAUGCGGCGGCCUUCAAGGCGGCUGGUUACUCAGGGUAAUGUAUGAAGUUUUCCGACCUUGUGAGGGAAAUUUUAUGUGUGCUAUAUAUAGACAUGGGUAUAUAGUGAGACUCAGUGACUGAUAGAGGUGGAGAGAUGCAUUAUCCCUGAGUGUAACUCUUUUGUGGGGUUAGGAUUGGGGUCACCGACGACUGAAAGCUUGGGUGCCCUGGGCACAGUAUAUAUAAUAUGUCUGUGUACAGCAGGCAAGAAAGCCUUGCUACUAUAGCUGAGUGUAUAACAUGACCAUGCUACAGAAAUAUCCACUUUAUGUUCAGUUUGCG